Molecule: messenger RNA, 2382 nt
Organism: Plasmopara halstedii
Lineage: Eukaryota; Oomycota; Peronosporomycetes; Peronosporales; Peronosporaceae
Product: Teneurin-1 and related extracellular matrix proteins, contain EGF-like repeats
Exons: 6
Coding region: 1-2382 (793 amino acids)
Source: RefSeq, a predicted model, not a curated record
AUGUGGUUCCUCCUAUUCCUACUGUGCCAACAAUUAGCAGAUGCAGCCCUUACGUUUGUUUCUAUUACCCCAGCGUCUUUAGAUGCUGGUGUCACGGGUACAGUGGAUGUGGCCUUCACAAUGGAUACUACUAUUCCAGUUGGUGGGGUGAUCGAGGUGGUAUUUCCCACCACGUUCCACGUGGACUCUUCGUCUGUGCUUUCAAAUCCAAUGGGCUUCGAUCCAUCCAGUACACUAGCAGUGACAACUGCUACUGGUAUGGUAAUAAUUACAAUUGCAACGACGGAUGCUUUAGCUGGAGGUGUCUCCUUCACACUUGACAGUAUUUCAAAUCCAGGUUUGGGUCUGUCAUCAAACUACUGGAUUCGUACCAAAAGUGCUAGCGGAACGAUCCUCGAGUCAACUCCAGUGGUCGGCUCCACAUUCAGUUCAUGGACCAUGUCCCACGCUGCAACGGUGACCGCCGCUUCACAACUUGCUGGCAGGAAAACAUCGUACACGGUGACAUGGACAACUGAUAUCGUGCUACGUGUUGGAAGCGAAGUUGGAAUCAAAUUUCCUGUUCUCAGCGAUAGCACGAUCGAUAUCACGGGUGCAACUCUUGCCGGGUUGGUAGGCAUCGAUGCAGCUUCGACAGAGUUGCGAGUUUCAUCUCCGUAUUUGAUUCUAGCAAUUGCUGGUCAAGACAUUGCUGCAGGUGACACUGUUUCGAUUACUUACAGCAAUAUAAUCAACGCAGCAGCUCGAUCAAUACCACCUUUCUACGUUGAUACGCGAUAUCAGACUGGAGCCAUUUUCCAAGUCAGUUCUGCAACAAACACUCUGAGCUUUACAAGCACCACCCUUCCAUCAGCGACGAUAACUCCUGUAUCGCAUUGGGCUGGCGUUGCGACGACUUACAACGUUGUAUUUGCCAAUCUUGCCUAUUUGCCUUCUGGAAGUCGAGUGGAGGUGACGUUUCCAUCUCGCUUCGAAAUUAGCGGCACUACUAUGAGCUACACCUUAAAUCUACCCACAGUAAAUACACUUUUCUCGCUUUCAGGCGCAGAUACUGCAAAAAUCACACUAGGGAAUACUGUGAUGCCUGGAGUUGGACGCACAAUUUCGCUCGAAAAUAUUAUAAAUCCCGGUACUUCUUGCGAUCAAUUCAUUGUAGAAUACUGCCUGGCAACAUGGGAAUCGUACACAUUGAGCAUUCGCGACAGUGGUGGCAACGUAUUUGAAGCCUCGACCACAAUUACAGGUACACCGAUUGUCAAGAAACCACUUUUGUAUGGCCGUAUACGUCCAUUUCUAAAGACCCCAAACACCCUUACAACAGCAACUGUGACGCUUGACACUGCGACGAUAACUCCUUUAGGCGGCUAUAUUGAAGUGGAGUUUCCGAGCGAUUAUAGUGUUGGCGUUGGUACAAUCACGGCGAGCUCUUUAAUCAAUAUUCCUGUCACUUCCAGCGUUGUAUCGUCCACAUCAAGGUCAGUCAAGUUACAGAUUGCAGAUGCAAACAUCGCAGCAACCACUGGAAUUUCAUUUACAGUUAACAAAAUUACAACACCUUCGAAUCACGCUGUCGGAACUUUUGCCAUUCGCACUCAAGACGCAGCAGGCAAUACGAUUGAAGAGAGCAACUUUAUAGGUGGAGAGGGGUGCCUGUACUUGAAUGACUGCAAUGGUCAUGGCACGUGCACCUUGCUUUCAAAGACUUGCAUUUGCGAAACGGGCUGGAGUGCGCCAACGGACGUAGCAGACUACAAGUCACCAGACUGUUCGACCCGUGUUUGCCCGUCAAAUUAUGCUUGGAGUUCCAUACCUUCGGGCACCACGGUAGCUCAUGAUAUCCUCGUUGAGUGCUCCGGCAUGGGCAUUUGUGAUCGGCGUGCUGGCACGUGCACGUGCUUUCCCGGUUUCGAAGGAUCCGCGUGUGAAAGAAUGGGAUGUCCAAACGACUGCUCUCACCGAGGAACUUGCCUUAGCAUGCGCGAUAUGGCGGCCGCUAAAAAUGCCAAUCCAAUUUCUUCGCCAACAACGUACGACAACGAUCCCUUCUCUAGCAGCUGGGAUUCCGACAGAAUUUAUGGAUGCGUUUGUGAUUCGAGUUGGGCUGUCGGGACGGCGAGUGGUGAACUGCAAGCUACAGAAUACUUUGGGGCUGACUGCUCAAAUCGGCACUGCCCCAUUGGCGACGACCCUGACACGGCUGUAGAUGAAACAGAUUGUCAGGGUAAAACGGUGCCAGGAGGUAAUGCUGUCGGUCUUCCUGGGAAUAAAUGUCUUGUUGAGUGCUCCAAUCGCGGGGUUUGCGACUACAAAGCAGGCACUUGCAUCUGUUUCCAAGGAUAUACGGGAUUUGCCUGUCAAACACGUGACACUCUUGCCAAUUAA